This is a messenger RNA of Lichtheimia ornata, 903 nucleotides long. RefSeq lists its product as uncharacterized. The record is from RefSeq and is a predicted model, not a curated record. The transcript has 4 exons. The coding region runs from base 1 to 903 and encodes 300 amino acids. NCBI's taxonomy places the organism in Eukaryota, Fungi, Mucoromycota, Mucoromycetes, Mucorales, Lichtheimiaceae.
AUGCGCUUUUCGACUUUGGGAGCUCUGCUGAUCACCACUGCCCUGAACCUUGUGAGCGCUCAAGACCAAGUUUCAACCAUCUCGAAUCAAACGACGCCUCUCAUCUCGAACUAUGGCGACUCGUUUAAAAACACUGGUGGCAAUGUUCUCAACGACAAAGUCAAUGUCUAUAUUGUCUUCUAUGGAAACUGGUCUUCAAGCGAGUCUCAAGCCGAGCAAACUACGUUUAUGAACUUUGUUAAUGGUGUCUCUUCGACCAGCUGGUUCACUACAUUGAAAGAGUAUACCGGCAAUGACGGCAAUGCAGUAACAGGACCAUUGAAUGUUGCAGCUGGUGUGGUCGACAGCGGUAGUCAUGGCCUUACAUUGAACGAUAGCGAUGCUCACAAACAAAUCAUUGUUGAUGCUGUCAACUCGGGUUAUCUAUCAGCAACGAAUCAAAUCGACUCGGAUGGCAUCUACGUGAUCAUGGCAGGCAACGAUGUGCAGGAUAAAGACUUUUGCCACACCAAUUGCGGAUACAACGGCUAUAGCGAUCAAUUCCAAUACAUGUUUAUUGGCUAUCCAGGAACCUGUUCAGAAAGCUGUAUUCCUCCACCUAUCAACCAAACUUCUCCCAACAACAACCCUGCUAUCGACGCUGCAGUCACCAUCUUUUCACACGAGGUUCAGGAUAUCUUGACCAAUCCACGUAAAGAUGCAUGGACAAUGGAUGCCAAUGGUACCACGAUUGAAUUGGGUGACUUUUGUGCUGGCUUGAAUGUCCCUGAGGAUGUGUGGUUUGGCAACAUGCAACAAACGGACAACAAUGCAAAGUACAACAUUGAAGUUGGCGACCAAAAGUAUCUUGUGCAGACCAUCUUUAGCAAGAACAAGAAGCAGUGUUUGCUGUCGUCUGAAUAG